Molecule: messenger RNA, 2188 nt
Organism: Macadamia integrifolia
Lineage: Eukaryota; Viridiplantae; Streptophyta; Magnoliopsida; Proteales; Proteaceae
Product: E3 ubiquitin-protein ligase WAV3-like
Exons: 3
Coding region: 289-1806 (505 amino acids)
Source: RefSeq, a predicted model, not a curated record
AAGCAGCAGCAGGAGCAGCAGCAGCAGCAGCACAGCAGCAGAGAAGCAGAGAAGGAGAGAAGAAGAAACACAGACUCUGCCGUUAGUCCCAGAGGACCCAGACAGACCUCCAAAUUCCCGUUGUUUCCUGCUGAAUACAUCACAGAUAUACAAACAACCCCGAGCUGCAGUUGCAGAGUUGCAUAUAGAACGGCUAGGACGAAGCAGAGAACCCCCAGAAGGGGUCGGAGGCAGAAGGGAGGGGAAAAAGAGAGAGAAAGAGAGAGAAAGAGAUCAUCCUCAUACGCCAUGGUUGGAGCUUCGAGUUUUAGGAAAGCAGCCACAAAGAUCAAAUUUCCUUGCGGUUAUUUCUCAAGGAGACAACAACAACAACAACGACCUAAAGACGAUGAAUUCGUCGUCGACGACGACGACAACAAUAUCCCGAGCUCAUCUCUUGCAAUGAAGGGGGAAAAUGCCUUAGAGAUCGUAGGGGAAACGGAAUCCAGCGGCGUCAGCAAGAGCUUGUGUGCAAUAUGUCUGGAGCCCUUGAGUUACAGCACGACUGUGGGCAGCCCCGGGCAAGCUAUAUUUACGGCGCAGUGCUCACACGUUUUCCACUUCAGUUGCAUCUCCUCCAAUGUCCGCCAUGGGAGCGUUACCUGUCCUAUUUGCAGAGCGCACUGGACACAGCUCCCACGAAACCUCAACCCACCUCCUCUCCCUUGCACCAACCAAUCGGAUCCCAUCCUCCGCAUCCUCGAUGACUCCAUCGCUACCUUCCGAGUCCACAGGCGCUACUCCCUCCGCUCAACCCGCUACGACGACGACGACCCUGUAGAGCCUGAUCUCACCCCGACCCACCCACGUCUCCGCCUCAUUCUCAUCCCAAUUCCCUACACUCCUCCUCCUCCGCCAACACCUCCAUCUCUUCUGCAACUAAUGGUAGGAGAAGCCACUCCGUACCAUCAAGGUUUAAUACCACCUGGGCCACCGCUGAGAAACAGAGCUUAUCUCUCUGUAACACUGGCACAUCACCAAGCGACAGACCUCGUCCUGGUAGCCAGCCCCAAUGGGCCACACUUGAGACUCCUCAAGCAAUCCAUGGCAUUGGUAGUCUUCUCGCUUCGCUCGGUUGACCGUCUGGCCAUCGUUACCUACUCUUCUGCCGCGACGCGCGCAUUUCCUUUGCGACGCAUGACAUCCCAUGGUAAACGGACGGCCCUGCAAGUCAUCGAUCGCCUCUUCUACAUGGGGGAAGCUGACCCAGCUGAAGGCCUCAAGAAAGGGAUUAAGAUACUGGACGAUCGUGCCCACAAGAACCCUCGGUCUUGCAUCUUGCACCUCUCCGAUAGCCCCACGAGGUCGUUCCUUGGCCAUGGCAUUGAGAUGCAAGUCCCCGUUCCGGUACAUAGGUUUCACAUUGGCUUCGGUUUCGGAACAUCCAACGGAUUCGUCAUGCAUGAAUUCGAAGAGUUUGUAGCUAGACUACUGGGUGGCGUCAUCAGAGAGACCCAGUUGAGAAUUGGAGAGAACGGAGGUGUUGUUCGGCUUGGGGAACUAAGGGGAGGGGAAGAGAGGAGAAUUCCUCUGGACUUGGGUGAUUCUGAAUUCAUCUGUGUCGGGUAUAGCUAUAUGGAGGGUGGGGUGGAUGAAUGCAUAAGAUGCGGAGAAGUUGUGGUGAGCGUGGAGGAUAAGAGGGAAGAAAGCAGCCAUGGAGGGGGAGAUGUUAGCAUAGGCGGAAGGACCAGUGUUGAGGGGUGGGAUUACCAUGAUCCUUACAUGGCUAGAAGGUGGGCAAAGCAUUUACAUGGAUAUAGGCUUUAACUUCUCCCUAAAUCAAAACAAAAAAAAAUCCCAUAUAUGUCAGAAUACAAAAAUACCAUCCAUAUCAAUUAGCUCUGCCCCAGCUCAUUUGUUACAACUUCCAGGGUAUGCUUGAUGCUUCCCUUUGGUGUGAAGUGACCAACUAACUAUGCUCCAAAGGAAUUCCAAAAACUUCCUCAAGAUACUCCCCAGUUAUGAUAAAGGAAGGAGAGGGGGGGUGUUUGAAAACAAUUUUGUCUGUAUUAGUCGAUCAUAGAUCAACGAGAACACCUUGCACAGAGAUUAGAUAUGCUUGUCUCAUUCUUAAGAAUGUUCAAAGUUUCACUGUCCAAUCCCACCUUUGUACUCUGCAAUUUAACUUAGUACAAUGGAGUAUACAGUA